Molecule: messenger RNA, 1044 nt
Organism: Tachyglossus aculeatus (Australian echidna)
Lineage: Eukaryota; Metazoa; Chordata; Mammalia; Monotremata; Tachyglossidae
Gene: NSMCE2
Product: NSE2 (MMS21) homolog, SMC5-SMC6 complex SUMO ligase
Exons: 7
Coding region: 102-839 (245 amino acids)
Biological process (GO): protein ubiquitination; protein sumoylation; double-strand break repair via homologous recombination
Cellular component (GO): Smc5-Smc6 complex; nucleus
Molecular function (GO): SUMO ligase activity; zinc ion binding; ubiquitin-protein transferase activity
Source: RefSeq, a predicted model, not a curated record
GAGAGGCCGGGGUGACGGCGCGCGGCGGCGCCGGGCGAUGACGUCAUCCCGCGGUCGCCAUAGAGACCCGGAGGGGCCUGGGACCAGGUCAACGUUCCAAGAUGUCAAGCCGUUCAGGUUCGGCCCCUUCGCUCUCCUUAGGCAGCCUGGAGUCGGCCAUCUCCUCCCUGAAAAGCUGCCAAUCCUGUAUUAACGCCGGAAUGGACGUAGCCAUGAACGUGGCAUUUGAUCUUGUGGAAACUCAGACCAAGGUAGAAGAUGAAAACUGCAUGGAAAAUGUGAUGUUAGAAUACGCUGCUUUGGAUCGAGAACUGAAUCAGUAUAUUUGGGCAGUUGAAGGUACAGUAAAUCAGCUGAAGCGUGACUGCCCAGAAACAAUACCAGAUUUACAAUCCAUGGUUCAAGAGAAGCUGUCAACUGUGCAAAGCAACAACUGUGAUGCAGACCUGAAAAAGAAUGAUAAGUUCAUGCAGUUCAAAGAACAAUUGAGAAGCCUGAAACAACAGUAUGGUCUCCAAGAAGAUUCAGCGGUUGGUGAAACAGAGGACCAAGUAGAUGAGGAUAUGAUUGUGACCCAAAGCCAGACCAAUUUUAUCUGUCCCAUCACUCAGCUGGAAAUGAAGAAGCCAGUGAAAAAUAAAGUAUGUGGCCACACCUAUGAAGAGGAAGCCAUUAAAAAAAUGAUCCAGUCGAAACACAAGCGAAAGAAAAAGGCCUGGUGUCCUAAAAUUGGCUGCAGCCACUCGGAUGUAAAGUUGUCGGAUCUUGUGCCAAACCUGGCUCUUAGAAGAGAGAUGGAGAGUAGCAAUAAAAGAGUGAGUGACAGUCAGAGUAAAUAAAGCUGAAGGGCAACGGUGUCUAUUCUUGCUGCAAAGAAAACCUGCUGGAGAUUGUACGAGAGCAAAUGCUCAUUUUAAACCACUUGGAAAACUUGUUACUUAAAACAUUUCAUUUGUAGGAACAAUCGAGGAUGUCAGGUGUUGAGUGAUGAUUUUGUUCUGCUCUGUUUUAUUUAGCAAAUAAAAUGCAUUUUGCUUCACUGAA